Messenger RNA from Bufo bufo (common toad), 505 nucleotides. RefSeq names its product histone H2B-like. Gene Ontology annotation, molecular function: protein heterodimerization activity. Lineage: Eukaryota; Metazoa; Chordata; Amphibia; Anura; Bufonidae. The transcript is spliced from 3 exons. The record is from RefSeq and is a predicted model, not a curated record. The coding region runs from base 151 to 465 and encodes 104 amino acids.
GGAGCUAAUUGAGUAAUCGUCUGCAGGGAGCGGCCCCCGGUGAUUGGUUUAUUGGAGGCACAUGACUCCCCGCUAUAUAACGCCCAGCACGGCGCUCUGGUUGGCAGCAGUACUGUGAGGUUGGUUAUUAGGCUCCUUGAACAAUCCAGAAUGAAGUGCUCCUCCAACGCUGUGAACAAAAUGGAAGCUGGCAGCCGGAGAUCUGCAGGGAAGAAAAGCCGCACAAAGUCCAAGAACUACUCCAGAUUCAUCUACAAGGUUUUAAAACAGGGUCCUCAGGGGCGGGACAUCUGUUUGGCCAAAGAAUCUGAGCUGAUGGUGUCCAUAGCAUCUGAAGCUGCCAGGCUGUCCAUGUAUAACCACAGGAGAACCAUCACCAGACUGGAGGUGGAGUCUGCUGUGAAGAACAUUGUGUCCUUGGGACCUUCCACCCGUCCCCUCCCUGGAUCUGCAGCCACAGACUGAAGCUUUUGUCAUUAUUUUAUUUAUUUUGCUAAUAAAAAUU